GAGGUGAAAAUUUCCAGAUGCUGUAGAAGGACCCUUUACUUGGUCAGUCUUCUCAAGAAGCUCUGGAGCCUUUUGAUGGUUCGUGACCGGAAGUUCUCUGUUCAACGAAGGUCAAUCUGCGAGGGAGGGAGCGCAGGAAGAAGAGAGAGGUCAGUCGAGUCGAACGUGUGCCUUGAGAUUGUGAUUUGUACUCGCCGUCGUGUGUCGGUCUUGUAAGUCCCAUGUUCAGUUCGCUCUCCAGAACCCUACUUCGCCGCCCCCUGUUCUUGCCCACCACCACUCUCAGAUUGAUCUCCACCACCGCCUCCGCCUCGAACCGACCCUCUUUCGCAGUCUCUUACCUCGUCAAUUCAUGUGGGUUGUCCCCGGAAUCGGCGUUGUUCGUUUCCGAGCGCGUCAACUUCGAAACCUCGGCCAGGCCCGACGCGGUCGUUGACGUCUUCAAGAACCAUGGCUUCUCUCAAUCCCAGAUUUCGGGCAUCUUUAGGAAGUGGCCUCGGCUGAUAGUGGCGAGUCCUGAGAAGACCCUCUUGCCCAAAUUGAAGUAUCUGCGCUCUGUCGGCUUUUCCGGCCCUGAUCUGGCGAAAUUGAUCACUGUUGUUCCCUACAUAUUGACUAGGAGCUUAGAGAAGCACAUCAUCCCCACUUUCGGUAGGCUUCGGGACUUUCUUCGGUCCGAUAAGAGUGCGGUUGAAGCUAUUAGAGGCAGUCCGAGAAUAUUGUCACAAGGUUUCGAUGCCACAGUUGAUGCUUUCGUCAAGACUUUGAGAGAUAAUGGAGUGCGUGAAUCAAGCAUUGUGUAUUUAGUUAAGUGUCAGUCGAGGAUGAUGAUAAAGUGGUACGAUCGCCUCGAGGAAAUUGUGGAGAAAACCAAGGGGAUGGGCUUUGAUGAUCCUUCUGCGGCAAAGUUUGCUGUGGCUAUGUUAGCGGUCCUGGCAAUGAGCGAAUCGACUUGGGAGAGGAAAUUCGAUGCUUAUAGCAGGUGGGGUUGGUCUAGAGAUGAUGCCAUGAGUGCUUUUGUGAAGAGUCCUUGGUGCAUGACAUUGUCCGAGGAAAAAAUAAUGGCAGUGAUGGGAUUCUUUGUCAAGGAAAUGGGGUUUGAAUCUUCAUUUCUUCUGCGACAUCCUCGGUUGAUGUCGCUGAGCUUAAAAAAACGGAUUCGUCCUCGAUGUUUGGUUUUUAAACAUCUGUCGUCACAUGGUUUGAUGAAGACGAAGAUUGGUUUGACUACCCUGUUGACGAUUUCGGAAGAAGGUUUCCUGGAGAAGUUUGUGGCCCCUCAUAUCGGGGUUGCUCCGGAAUUGCUUGAUAUAUAUUGGGAGAAGAAGCAUAUAACUAAGGGGACACUGGUUCCAUGAAAUGGCACAGGGUACCAAAUAAUUCGUUUGUCCCUCUUUCAUUUAAGGUUGUCAUUCUGUUUUUUGUGUGUCUCAACUUUUAGCUGCUAAUUCUUUUGAACUGUAUGGUGUAUCGAUGGAGAAUGCCUACCAUUUUUUUGUGAAACCAUGGGAGAAUGUCCAUUGUUUCAUAUUCUCCCUUUAAGUUGGUUCUUUAUUCGUAGGCUUCCUGUACACCUUGCCUUGAGGUUUAAUGUUUAUUUGAAAGCAUGGCCUAUAUGAUCCCUGAUUGUAGGCUUAAUAUGAUCAAAUAGUUAAGUUGCUUA
Messenger RNA from Syzygium oleosum, 1663 nucleotides. RefSeq lists its product as uncharacterized. The transcript has a single exon. Gene Ontology annotation, cellular component: chloroplast. The coding region runs from base 222 to 1358 and encodes 378 amino acids. The record is from RefSeq and is a predicted model, not a curated record. Gene Ontology annotation, biological process: regulation of DNA-templated transcription; chloroplast organization. Gene Ontology annotation, molecular function: double-stranded DNA binding. Lineage: Eukaryota; Viridiplantae; Streptophyta; Magnoliopsida; Myrtales; Myrtaceae.